GGCUGUCUUUCCUAUCAUGAAGGAGGGUGAUUACGCUCUCUCUGCGGAGCUUCCGGGUAGACUGACAACAUGGAAGGUAAAUGUUGGUACAAUAGGAAGCUGGCUUCAAAGAAAGAACUCCUUGAAACAAAUUCAAUCAAGUGACGAAAAGGCCGUCGCUCCUGUUCAUUCUUCUUUUGCAAACGAGGAUAACAAUGAAUUCGAAAAUCAAUGCGGCGGAAUUUUUCAUUCAUUUUCAGGACUUCCUGCUGAUUUACGUCUAAAAAUAUGGCACAUGAGUUGGGAUAGUCGCAAUGUUGGAAUCGUCACGAGAGUUGAAUACGAUUCAAGCGGGCGUGGGACCGUCACUGAUGAGAAAAGACUCACGUCACCACCCCCGACAAUAUCAGUCAAUCGAGAAAGUCGAGCAGAAACGCUACGAUACUAUAAGCCAUUGGUCCUCGCGCCGUUAGCAUAUCGACAUCAAGUUUCAAAAUUCUACUUCAAUAAUGAGCUUGAUACCCUUGCUAUUUAUGUGGUCGGUGUCCAUAGGGAUGAUUAUUCUACGCUUCGCCCAACCUAUGCAGGAAUUGUAUACCAUUUCAUGCAGACGGAAGCUGCAUUACGAAAUAUCAAGUCUUUGAUUGUGCUUCCAUAUUACAUGUAUGGCUACUAUCAAGUUAUGUCAUAUGGAGACCAUGGAAUCCAAACCCAUCAUCCAUCUGCUCACUCUCACCUCUAUGACUUGAUUCUUUUAGCCGAUUCAUUUCUUGGGAAAAUCGAUUACGAGUCACCGAGUCGUCAGGAAAAAAAGACUCCUUUUGGUUACACACCACUCAUACCGGGCCACUUAAAACCCACUGGACAACAAUUUGUUACACUAGAUCUGCUCAUCGACCCUAAUACUUUACUUGGUGCCGAAAGUAGUUCUUGUGGAAUAUUCCGGUUAGGGCCAUCUCAAGACGGACUCAAUUGGAAAUCAUGGUUCAUCAAGAAGUUUGGAUUAAAGCUCUGGUAGUCAAUAUGAUCAAUAAAGGUAUUAUUGUAGAAAUAUGACCAUUUUCUUGCGUCAGUAUUGACCCAAUCAUAUUUAUUGUUGAAUGGAUUCACUGUCUUCAUAAACACUAGCUCAGCAUUAGACACCAAGAGAUAUAUCUUCUCCUGAUUCCAUGGUCUUAAUAUGAUAGUCAUUACAAUGCAAGCUUCCGUAUAUCUACAAAAUUUACAGUACAUCAUCGUUAUUUUUUCAAUCGCUCCUCUUGACGUCCCACAUUUAUCAGUCUUGACACUCCUAGAUGUUCAUUCAUGGUUAUUGCUCCGAGUAAUCUUAUUAUUCUCACAUACGAAAAGUUCCCACGAAACUGAAAGACUGUGUGUACUCGAAUGUUUAUCUCUGCUUUUUUGUUGAAAUUUUAUAAUAGGACCCGAGAGCAGUUCUCCAACUUAUGCUUCACUCUUUUCAUAACCUUGCCCAUCGAAUCUCGAUGAGUAUCUGGAGAAUAUCCUUCCAACCGAGAAUCAAGCCAUUCAACCGGAUUGCAUAGAUCGCACUAUCCAUAAAGCGAAGCCUUCUCCGCAAAUUGCAUCUCGGUAUAUAUUCCUACAUUUUUACGUCCUAUUCUAUCACACUCUUCAUGGACCGCGAAAGCGGAUGCAAAAUAGUGCGCGCUAUUAGGCUCAUGAAGACCACUGAAUUCUUGACUUCUUCCUCAACAAUUCGGAUCUGUCGAAUUUUUUUUUUUUUCGAUUUUUUUGAAGCACCCGAGGAGCGAAUCUGUGUCUAGUUUUGGGAGUCAGAUUUCCAAUUCUCAGGAAAAGCUGUAUUGGUCUCAUGCGAAGCUUUCGAUCUUUGAUCCUUCCUGGAGGUUGUGUCUUGUGUCGGGUUAUUGGCAGCUUGCUUUCGGGUUCCGCCCCAAAUUUUUUUUUUACAGCCAAUUAUGAAUUAGUCUUAUUAUUCUUGUUGUAAGAAUAUUUGAUAAUUAUUAGGAGGAUAGUUAUCUUAUGUCGAUAUUCUUCAUGGAACAGAUCAAAAAUAUCUGAGCGCAGCGCAGCGGGUCCAGAUGUGGGGGAGAAUAUUUUUCUUCAAAUUCGCCCUUGACCACAGUUGAUAAAAUCGAUUUUUGGGCGUGUAUUGAAUACCUCCAUCAUAUCUGCUUGAGUGCUCAUGACUCUGUGCCAAAAGAUAUCUCGGGGUGGCAGAUAUGUCUACACAAAAUGCAAAAAUUAAUGCAACUGCCGUAAAUCGAACACGAACCUCCACCUUGGAAGGGUGGAAUCCUAACCAUUGGACCACAGAAGCCGGAUCUUAUUGAUGUAUUGCAACAGGAAUUUUGAGUAUAUAUUAUCA
Messenger RNA from Botrytis cinerea B05.10, 2326 nucleotides. RefSeq lists its product as hypothetical. Lineage: Eukaryota; Fungi; Ascomycota; Leotiomycetes; Helotiales; Sclerotiniaceae. The coding region runs from base 17 to 997 and encodes 326 amino acids. The record is from RefSeq and is a predicted model, not a curated record. The transcript has 2 exons.